This is a messenger RNA of Rhipicephalus microplus (southern cattle tick), 8257 nucleotides long. RefSeq names its product P-selectin-like. NCBI's taxonomy places the organism in Eukaryota, Metazoa, Arthropoda, Arachnida, Ixodida, Ixodidae. The record is from RefSeq and is a predicted model, not a curated record.
UUCGCGCCGAAACGUUCGGCGCCAGCUCAGUCGCUCGCGUGGUGGUUUGCCGUGCUGUCGCUUACCGCGGGAACUGGGUUGCGUCGCGUAAGCAGCUGCUCGAGGUGUUCCGAUGACGACCGGCUGCGGCGCAACGCGGCUUUCACCGGGCCCGACCCGCGGCUGGGUGUGACGUCAGCGAGAAAGCACGUGACUCCUAGAGCGCGGUGGCCAUCUUGGGGUUCUGAGCCAAGGGUCCAGGAUACUGGUGGUGUUUGUAGUUCAUUUUUUUAUUUAUCGAAUUUUUUUUCGCUUCUGCGUGGUUCUAUGUGCGCGUGUGUGAGUGUGUGAUCACUCCUUCCGGUUUCGUGGGAGGCUACGAUGAAACUGACAAUGGAGAGUGAUAAACUCCGGCGUCUGUGUCUUGUGUGCCCUGUGGGAUACCUGCUUUGGCUGGCUGGACUUCCGUUGACCAUUUCGGCGGAGUCCUGCCCACCACCUGCCGUGCCCUUGUACGCAACAGUUAGUUUCACAAACGGUGAGCUCUCGUCGGGCACAGUGGCCACCUACACGUGCGAUCCAGGAUAUGAACUAUUCGGCUCAGCUACCAGGUCGUGCUCAGACAAAGGACGAUGGGUCGGUGGCCUUCCAUACUGCGCGGUGAACGUGGCGUACGGCAAACCCACAAACCAGUCCAGCACCGUGAGGGGCGGCGACUCGAAGAACGCCAACGACGGAGACCUGACGACGCUGCACGAAAAUCGCUUCUGCACCGAGACGAAGCUAGAGAACGCGCCCUGGUGGCAGGUGGACCUACUCAGGCCGUACCAGGUCCGGGUGGUCCGAGUUCUCACUAGGGGAUGUUGCGGCCACCAGCCGCUGCAUGACUUGGAGAUUCGAGUGAGUAACCAGUCGAGCUUGCAAGGGAGCCGCCUUUGCGCUUGGUAUCCAGGAACAUUGGAGGAUGGAUCGACCAAGGACUUCGAGUGCGCCUACCCAAUCCUGGGCCGCUACGUUUACAUUCACAUGGUUGGGGGCGAAGGAUCACUGUCCCUCUGUGAAGUCAUGGUUUUCACGACGCAAGAGUUCUCUCCAGAUCGGUGCGGAAACCAGGUGGAACCCCUGGAGCUGACCACUUUUAUCCGCAAAUGUUACGAGUUUCAGGGAAGUCGCGGAGGUUCCUUCCAGGACGCUGCUUCUUACUGCCAGGCACGCGGUGGCCUGUUGAUCCACAGUGUGGACGACCUGACGCUUCCUUUCAUCUCGGCUGAACUAGAGCGACGUCGGGAAAAAUUGAAAUCCAAGCUGGUCUGGAUGGGUGCACAGCGACGCACAGGCAUUGGACCCGGCAAGAGAGGCUGGUUCUGGGUCAGCGGUGAACCGGUGCGAGAAUUCCUUUGGGCUGAUGACCAGCCCAACAACUACAACGGUCAGCAGAACUGUGUCGUCAUUGAUGGUGGCCGCAAGUGGCGAUGGAAUGAUGUGACCUGCGAUUUGGACUACCUGCCGUGGAUCUGUCAGUACAACCCAUCGAACUGCGGAAGCCCCGACCGGGAAGAAAACUCCACCACAACGGGACGAGACUUCCGUGUUGGACAGGAAGUGGCGUACGAGUGUCCCACCGGGAGCCUGCUAGUCGGUAGUGCAUCCCGGAAGUGCGCCACGUCCGGUUUUUGGACGGGCGUUGCUCCAUCAUGCAAGUACUUGGACUGUGGCGCUCCGGAUCCUGUGGACAACGGUCGCAUCGUGCUGCUGCAUGGCCGGACGACGUACAACGCCACUGUAGAGUACGUGUGCGACACGAACUACACUCUGGUGGGCCAGCCGCGGAGGCUAUGUGGACCCGAGGGCAGGUGGAACGGAACGAAGCCCUCCUGCCUACAGAGCUACUGCACGAUGCUGUCUCCGGUGCCGAGCUCUAGCUUGGACGUGCAGGGGCGCCGCUAUGGCGACAGGGCGCACUACAAGUGUGACAUUGGCCACAAGCUCAUCGGCAACGAUACCCGCUACUGUCAGCUCGGAGGAACGUGGAGCGGGGAUGACCCCACCUGCAAGUAUAUCGACUGUGGCGAGCCCCGGCCGCUGGAAGACGGUGACGUGUACCUAGUCAACGGCACCUCGACUUAUCUGAGCGUGGCCCGUUACUCCUGCGGGGACAACUUCACGCUGAACGGUGUCGACACGAGGACGUGCCUAGAGACAGGUCUCUGGAGCGACGUGGAGCCCUCCUGCGAAAUGAUUUCGUGCGGGGAGCCGGAGAUUCCACUCGGUGGUUACGUGAUCGAAGAGGAUUUUCAGGUCCAUGACACAGUGCACUACAAAUGCCAUCCGGGUCACAUCAUGGACGGGCCGGACUCCAGAACCUGCCUCCGCAAUGGACAGUGGUCAGACGUACCACCAACGUGCACUUUUGUGGACUGCGGCCGCGUGCCACCCAUCCUUAAAGGCGAAGUGUCCUACGAGAACGGCUCCACCUACCUGGGUUCCCAGAUCGCGCACUACUGCAGCCAGGGCUACAGGCUGAACGGAGUGCGCGUGCGCACUUGUGGACUGGACGGCCGCUGGAACGGAACGCCACCCAAGUGCGAAGAGAUUCGCUGCCCUCCACCGGAGAUACCGAAGAACGCCACUGUCGUUUACGGCGGCAACGAUCGUUCGUCAUCGGAGUCGUUCAAGAUUGGCUCGACGGUUCAGUAUCGCUGCGUCACGGGCCACAUAGUGCAGGGCGAAUCGCUCAGAACCUGCCAAGUGACUGGCCACUGGACGGCCGAGGUCCCCCAAUGCGUCUACGUGGAGUGCACUUUCCCUCUGCCGAUCGGCAAUGGCCACUGGCUGUUGUCGACCAACUCGACUCACUACGGAGCCACGGUCGAGUACGAGUGCGACAAGAACUACCACCUGGACGGUGCACCCCGACGCCUGUGCCUCGAGAAUGGUACCUGGAGCGGACCCGAACCACUAUGCCUCGAGGUUCGCUGCCCGGAGCCGAAGGCUAGCGACAGUUGGACGGUGAUCAAGUUCUCCAGCAGCCUGGUCGGCUCGUCCGUCGAGUAUUCAUGUGAGCCAGGCUACGAACUGGAGGGUCUCAGCACCAGAGUCUGCCAGAGCACCGGUCGCUGGAGCGGGCAAGCCCCAAAUUGCACUCUGGUGGACUGCGGCAACCCGUCGGUCAUCAGCAAUGGCCGCGGACUGAUCAUGAACGGGACCACGACGUUCGGCAGCAUGGUCGAGUACGAGUGCCUGCACGACUUCAAGCUCAUCGGCGACGCCCUCAGGACCUGCGGGGAAGACGGCCGCUGGAGUGGACAAGAACCACGUUGCACCGAUAUUCCGAUGAUUGGCAACGACAUAGAAGGUGCCGACAGCAAUCGUGCGGACUUCACUUACGAUUCCUCGAGAACUGUAGGAAUCGCUAUUGCUGUUGGUGCCGGAGCUCUGCUUGUGAUCGCUAUUGUAGUGGCCAUCGUCUGGAUGAGAACGAAGGCCCAGCGGGUGAAGAACACGGAGAACGUUGACGUCAACCGCGGCCUGGAAAAGGACAACGCCACGGUGAUGUCGUUCUCCCGAUUAGCGCUGGAGGCUGCCGACGCCAACAGCGGCGCCCCUCACAGCAACGGCAUUCGGCACAACCCCAACGGGCUGGUCACCUUCGCUGCCGGACCACAGCCGAUAUACGCCAACGUAACCGUCAACGGGCAGAGCCUGACCUCGCCCCCCACCGCCACCAGCAUAGCCAGGAUCAACCUUGGCGUCCCGCCUUCGCCACCACACGCACCGCCCAGACACAACAACAACAACAACGUCAGCCAUCACGCUCCCCUAUGCGUACAGCAGCAACAGGGGACCGGCAGCAGGCAUGAAUGCCAACGGUCACCACAUGUCUUCGACGCUACAGAGCCACGACGUGUGACCGCUUCACCAGAGCUAUCGUCAUUGUUUGCACGUGAACGCCAAGUCUGGCGCCGUUGCGUCUUAUUCCCACUGUGUGACGACUUAAGUGCCUCGUGAGAGAACGCCUGGCGUCUUUGAAAGUAAAGAAGGGACAGUUGUGACGUUGCCGCUUCUUGCUCGUAGGUAGCUUGGAACUGCCAGUCACUUCGCAGUUUCGGAUUGACGUAAUAGUGGCUGUUCAUCCGCUGCAUUCAUCACGGCGUUGCCAGAUGUGCAUAUCCGGUGGUUCAUGCGAACUGCACCUCACGCUCGGGUGCGGAUCCCUGUCAUCGUCUCCAUCGAUGGACGGAAGCAGAUUUUAGUCGUCGGAGCAAGUGUCUUCGCCUAGAUGGAAUGUGCGAUACGUGGUCGCAGCCGACUGCGUUCAAUGAACAAACACCACGAUGCACUGAAGAAGUACUACAGGCGGGUACAAAGCAUGCGUGAUUGUAAAUGCGUGUGCGAAAAUCUUUGUGUGGUGUUGGUGUAGAUGUACGAUCCAUGCGAACGUCUGUACUGGCUGUGGAAACGUCCAGCGCACACUGGGACAAUUCUAAAACGAUAGGACGUGGUGGAAUGCGAUUGCGCAUGACUGUUAUACUUCUCUACUGGUAGGUUGUUAUGAUGUGUAAUGAUUACGCUUUGAAGUGUCCAAGUGUUUAUGAAUCAAAGGAACUCUCUGAAUGAACAGAGAAGCUUUACUCCGUGAUAGUAGAGCCGUGAUUUGGCUAAGUGGGGCUCGAAAACGUACUUAUGUUCCGCACUGAAAAAGUUGCUGUCAAAUGAAGAAAAGCGCUGUUCAACGAACGAUAGAUUCAGUUGUUAUUUCUAGCGUCAUGACGAUGUUUGAUUUGUCGCAUGUACAAUCGUGAAUGUUAUGUGAGGAAACACUGAAUUCAUGUUCAGUCAGCAUUCAUAUUACUGUAUCAACAUGAAUGUGACGUAUUUAACUACAAAAGGUAUUUUGUCACUUGAGCAUUUAGUGUUAUGAACGCGUUUGCACUUGCCAACUGCCGCAGCUAUUGUGAUGUUUCAGAAUGUAAUUUCAGUGUUACCUAUCAUAUUGCUUAUGGCUGCCUAGCCAGUGAUCGGCUGGAAACUGUAAACAUUUUGGGAGGCAUCAGUGUACAGAUUGAGUAAUGUUUUUUCAUAGUAGGUAUUGAGUGAUGAACUUGAGGAAUGUCUUAUUUGAACGUAAUAGAUUGUGUAAUUAGCGCAAGGUCAAGGUUGGCGUACUUGUCGAUACUGUGCUAAACAAGCAGUAUGCGUUCAAAUAGUCGCACAAAUAAUUUGUUUGCAAUGCAUGAAAACCCAGUAGGAUGAAAUGUUCACAACUGCACCAUUACCAGUAUCACAGCAAGAAGUGUUCAUUUCACACAUAGUUUGUAACUUUGUCUGUGCUGCUUAAGAUGCACAUAACUGCUUAUUUUGUGGUCAGAAGAAGUCCCCGGUUAGCAUUUAAGAAAUAAAUUGUAAAAACUUAGACAGGCAGCUGUCAAUAGUUUGAAUGAAUUGAGGUGAUGUUGUGCACCGAAAUUUUGAUUUUCUUGUAACUGCCGCUUUUCGAACCAAGAGAAUUUCUUAGAAUUGAAAAUAUUGCUGCAAAUAUUAUAAACUAGUACUACCACUAAAGCGCUAAAAUAAAUUCAGGGGCAGAAGGCCUUCCUAAAUAACUUACCGUAAAGAAAGACGACAGGCGGCUUGACUUUGUGAAGCCAAAACACAACUGUCAUACUUGUUUCGAAAAGUUAAUUAGAGCGCGAAAACUUGACACGAUCACUCACACACGCACACACCCAUGCAUUAAACACACAGCGUUGUGUGUUUGACUUCACAGGGUCGCUGCAAGUAGAAUUGUUUAUAUUUAAAGGCGCAUCAAAAAAAAAAAACGGAAACCUUCAGUUUAUGAAAAAGUUUUAUUACAAAGCCCUCUUCGAUUGAUAUAUUCACUUAGGAACUAGGUUCAGGUAUGUGACCAGGAACUCAACGUCUGUGGUAACCUAUCCCAAAUUUAAAUGUUCAAAACAGUUCUCACUGACUACUCUGACGCUGAACUGACUACUCCUCUACUGUAAUCAAGUGAAAGCCGAGCGAAUCUGCUGAUUAGCCAAAACAUUUCACGCCUAAGAAAGCAAGUCUGUCUUGUGACAACUACUCUAACGUUUAAUAGCUAAGACCGAGUAGCUGAUGAACGUGGCUGAUUUUUUUACGCCAUUCAGUUGAAAGUUAAACUGGUGAUUGUUGUAGUGCACGUAAAAGCUCAAUGUCACUAAAUAGUUCUCAAUUAUCUGGCUCAGUUAAUCUGAUCCAUACCGUGUUGCUUGUAUUGAUAGCUCUCGAUUGUUUCAUUUUCUCAUCAUAGCUGUAGUUUUAGACUGUGGCCCCGUUACAAAAAAAUUGUAGCUUUAAGGGCAAAUCUCUGUGUCACUGGACAAACGAGCCCUUGUCAGGACUUAAAAACACUGGAUCUGUGCGUAGUCAAACAGGAACUUCGUAACUUAAAGUUUCCAAUGAAACUUUGGUUUUUCUAAUUAUCUUAGAUUGAAUAAAUGGAGGGGGCACUUGCUAGCUUAGUUGUACUUUCAAGCAUAUUUGUAGACUACCAAAUGGAUAGAUAUAUCCUCGAGCAAACUAUAUAACGGCGCUUCUGCUGUAGGUUCAUUUCCAAUAGCUUAAACCUGCAAGAAACUAGGCUCAUUGGACGCACGAUGGCCAUUAUUUUUCUGACCGAUUAUGAACACAAGUAUUAAGCCCUGAUAGUCAUAGCAUUUUAUAUUUUGUGAUGUGUGUUGUAAUUGACAGCGCAAGCCGGAAAUGUUUGACCUGCUGUAUAGAUGUGCUUUGCAUAGCUUCAGAAAAGUGGAUGAAUAUACUUCAACUAGGUGCAACAGCGAGAUACAAAUUUUUAAGCACGACAGUUAUGAAUAUUUUCCAACUCAUUAUACUCCAUAACCCGCUCUUUUACGUACUGCACAGAACUAAUUAAUUAACCAAAGGUCAAAAGAAACGCACAUCAUUGGUGCUAGUUGGCAAAAAGUCGUGCGCAUGGUGCUUGCGCAUGUUGCCAUAGUCAUCUUGUAUGUCAUAGCUGUAUGUGACAAAAUAUAAUUUGGUGCCAUGCGGUCCUAAUGAGGCACAGGUAGCAAAAAGCAAGUGACUCGUGAAGCAGUCUGUCCAGUUUUUCAUAUCUGCGGCGUAAAAGAGAUUCGAUUCGGAAACGGUAAUAUAUGUCAAGAGGGUGAUGAUUUUUAGGAGGUGUUUUAUAAGCAUUCAGUCAUUUGCUUAUUUCGUCGUUUUCAUAUUACUUGUGCUAGUGCACCCGUGUGUUAAUAAUAUUAUGAGCUUCUAUCAUGCUUGUCGCUGCUGCAUUGAACUUCGACAGUUGUCAGUAGCUUUUGACAGAAGAGGGAACAUAGAUAUACUCGCUCGCUAUUUACAGUGCGAUCAAAUAUACAUAUUUUUGUUUUGUUACAGUAAAAAAAAAUCUGCAAACGAGUAUAAUCUUUUUUGCCUAAUUUCCGAACUUUGAAAUUAAUAAUGAAGUUUUCUAGACAUCAUUUUCACUUUUUUGCGGUCGAAUUUCAUCUUACAGAGCCUGGUCAAAUAACUUCUAACUGCAUGAGUGUUUUAAUUUACUAGUAUCCCUGUGCAGAACGUUUGUUUUGAAACCACAUGCCAAAUAAUAGUUAAGGUUAUGUUACCUUAAUUUCAUCAAUUCAGAAUGAAGCGAAUAAGUGAGUGCUUUUAUAUUACAAAUAUCUUCCAUGGGUGACUGUAAUCGGUUGUUUUUGUUUCAUUUCCAACAAAUUUCAGUAAAUUUGUUCAAGCGAUAGUUAAACAAAAUGGUUCUCCUGCAGCUGAAGCAUGUGACUUAAAAAGGCUGCUUGGCGAGUAUAAAUAUCUGGGUGAAUGAGGUGGUUGUUCUUCAGCACGAGCGUUUGCUUGGAUUGACAUAAAAGCUACCUGUGUUGUCUUUUCUUAUAGGCUCUGUGUAAGCUUUAAAAGUUAAUUGUAGAAUACACCAACUGAAUUUGUUAUUGUGGCUGUGUUGCUGACAAGAACCACAGAGAGAUUCACCUCUGCUUCCAUCUUUUGUUGGGAAUGAAUGUGAUGUGUAAUGAGACCUUCUCUUAUCACUUGCUUAAUUUUCCUUUGUACAGACUGUUACUAAGUUAUUCGUCACGAACACGGUUUCCAGGAGCACUCUCUAAAUAUUUCGCGCAUCCUGUCAUCGUGUUUCAGCACUGUUUUUUUUUUUUCGAAUCCCCACUUGCUGUUCGUUGUGCCAGUGCACCCGUGAGUUGAUGUUGUGAGAGUUUAUUAUAAAAAAGUAUGCAACACAAAAAAA